This is a messenger RNA of Gorilla gorilla gorilla (western lowland gorilla), 21226 nucleotides long. It is a transcript of the gene SLC8A1, whose product is annotated as solute carrier family 8 member A1. Gene Ontology annotation, cellular component: axon; sarcolemma; postsynapse. Gene Ontology annotation, biological process: sodium ion transmembrane transport; calcium ion import across plasma membrane; cell communication. The record is from RefSeq and is a predicted model, not a curated record. NCBI's taxonomy places the organism in Eukaryota, Metazoa, Chordata, Mammalia, Primates, Hominidae. Gene Ontology annotation, molecular function: calcium:sodium antiporter activity. The transcript is spliced from 13 exons. The coding region runs from base 448 to 3369 and encodes 973 amino acids.
GACAAGCAUCCCGGGUCCUUUCUUUCUGGUAAAUUUAGAGAAGCCAUCAUACUGGGAUCUUUUUUCACAUCCAGCCCAUGCGGACUGAGCAGCCAAAGCUUGACAGAGAAAUUCCAUGAUUGGUGAAGUUUCUUGUUACUAAAGUUGUCUUCUUGAGGAUUUCUUUGAAGUGGUAAUUCGUCUAGAAGGGAUGUCAUGGUCUAGAACACCUAUACUGAAGUACAAGGCUGAGCAAGAAAGAUCACUCCACUGCAACUGAGCAAAGUGCUGAAGGAGUUGAAAGGAAGAAGAGAACAUUGGACGUGGUUUCACGGAGGAGGAAGCAUUUUAAUUUAUUCAGAAAGAGUGAAAAGGAUUUUGAAAGCAAAUAAGGCCUAGCCACUUUUGAAACAUGUCAAAGAGCCCCAGCUUAUUUACCAGAAGUAGGUUGUGACAGUUGGAAGUGUCAUGUACAACAUGCGGCGAUUAAGUCUUUCACCCAACUUUUCAAUGGGAUCUCAUCUGUUAGUUAUUGUGACUCUCUUAUUUUCCCAUGUGGACCAUGUAAUUGCUGAGACAGAAAUGGAAGGAGAAGGAAAUGAAACUGGUGAAUGUACUGGAUCAUAUUACUGUAAGAAAGGGGUGAUUUUGCCCAUUUGGGAACCCCAAGACCCUUCUUUUGGGGACAAAAUUGCUAGAGCUACUGUGUAUUUUGUGGCCAUGGUCUACAUGUUUCUUGGAGUCUCUAUCAUAGCUGAUCGGUUCAUGUCCUCUAUAGAAGUCAUCACAUCUCAAGAAAAAGAAAUAACCAUAAAGAAACCCAAUGGAGAGACCACCAAGACAACUGUGAGGAUCUGGAAUGAAACAGUUUCUAACCUGACCUUGAUGGCCCUGGGAUCUUCUGCUCCUGAGAUUCUCCUUUCAGUAAUUGAAGUGUGUGGCCAUAACUUCACUGCAGGAGACCUCGGUCCUAGCACCAUCGUGGGAAGUGCUGCAUUCAAUAUGUUCAUCAUUAUUGCACUCUGUGUUUAUGUGGUCCCUGACGGAGAGACAAGGAAGAUUAAGCAUUUGCGUGUGUUCUUUGUGACAGCAGCCUGGAGCAUCUUUGCCUACACCUGGCUUUACAUUAUUUUGUCUGUCAUAUCUCCUGGCGUUGUGGAGGUCUGGGAAGGUUUGCUUACUUUCUUCUUCUUUCCCAUCUGUGUUGUGUUCGCUUGGGUAGCGGAUAGGAGACUUCUGUUUUACAAGUAUGUCUACAAGAGGUAUCGAGCUGGCAAGCAGAGGGGGAUGAUUAUUGAACAUGAAGGAGACAGGCCAUCUUCUAAGACUGAAAUUGAAAUGGACGGGAAAGUGGUCAAUUCUCAUGUUGAAAAUUUCUUAGAUGGUGCUCUGGUUCUGGAGGUGGAUGAGAGGGACCAAGAUGAUGAAGAAGCUAGGCGAGAAAUGGCUAGGAUUCUGAAGGAACUUAAGCAGAAGCAUCCAGAUAAAGAAAUAGAGCAAUUAAUAGAAUUAGCUAACUACCAAGUCCUAAGUCAGCAGCAAAAAAGUAGAGCAUUUUAUCGCAUUCAAGCUACUCGCCUCAUGACUGGAGCUGGCAACAUUUUAAAGAGGCAUGCAGCUGACCAAGCAAGGAAGGCUGUCAGCAUGCACGAGGUCAACACUGAAGUGACUGAAAAUGACCCUGUUAGUAAGAUCUUCUUUGAACAAGGGACAUAUCAGUGUCUGGAGAACUGUGGUACUGUGGCCCUUACCAUUAUCCGCAGAGGUGGUGAUUUGACUAACACUGUGUUUGUUGACUUCAGAACAGAGGAUGGCACAGCAAAUGCUGGGUCUGAUUAUGAAUUUACUGAAGGAACUGUGGUGUUUAAGCCUGGUGAGACCCAGAAGGAAAUCAGAGUGGGUAUCAUAGAUGAUGAUAUCUUUGAGGAGGAUGAAAAUUUCCUUGUACAUCUCAGCAAUGUCAAAGUAUCUUCUGAAGCUUCAGAAGAUGGCAUACUGGAAGCCAAUCAUGUUUCUACACUUGCUUGCCUCGGAUCUCCCUCCACUGCCACUGUAACUAUUUUUGAUGAUGACCACGCAGGCAUUUUUACUUUUGAGGAACCUGUGACUCAUGUGAGUGAGAGCAUUGGCAUCAUGGAGGUGAAAGUAUUGAGAACAUCUGGAGCUCGAGGAAAUGUUAUCGUUCCAUAUAAAACCAUCGAAGGGACUGCCAGAGGUGGAGGGGAGGAUUUUGAGGACACUUGUGGAGAGCUCGAAUUCCAGAAUGAUGAAAUUGUCAAAACAAUAUCAGUCAAGGUAAUUGAUGAUGAGGAGUAUGAGAAAAACAAGACCUUCUUCCUUGAGAUUGGAGAGCCCCGCCUGGUGGAGAUGAGUGAGAAGAAAGCCCUGUUAUUGAAUGAGCUUGGUGGCUUCACAAUAACAGGAAAAUACCUGUUUGGCCAACCUGUCUUCAGGAAGGUUCAUGCUAGAGAACAUCCGAUUCUCUCUACUGUAAUCACCAUUGCAGAUGAAUAUGAUGACAAGCAGCCACUGACCAGCAAAGAGGAAGAGGAGAGGCGCAUUGCAGAAAUGGGGCGCCCCAUCCUGGGAGAGCACACCAAGUUGGAAGUGAUCAUUGAAGAAUCCUAUGAAUUCAAGAGUACUGUGGACAAACUCAUUAAGAAGACAAACCUGGCCCUUGUGGUUGGGACUAACAGCUGGAGAGAACAGUUCAUUGAAGCUAUCACUGUCAGUGCUGGGGAAGAUGAUGACGACGAUGAAUGUGGGGAAGAGAAGCUGCCCUCCUGUUUCGAUUACGUGAUGCACUUUCUGACUGUGUUCUGGAAGGUCCUCUUUGCCUUCGUCCCCCCUACUGAAUACUGGAAUGGCUGGGCGUGUUUCAUUGUCUCCAUCCUCAUGAUUGGCCUACUGACAGCUUUCAUUGGAGACCUGGCUUCCCACUUUGGCUGCACCAUUGGCCUGAAAGAUUCUGUGACUGCAGUCGUGUUCGUCGCACUUGGAACAUCAGUGCCAGACACAUUUGCCAGCAAAGUGGCAGCCACCCAGGACCAGUAUGCAGAUGCCUCCAUAGGUAACGUCACAGGCAGCAACGCGGUGAAUGUCUUCCUGGGAAUCGGUGUGGCCUGGUCCAUCGCUGCCAUCUACCACGCAGCCAACGGGGAACAGUUCAAAGUGUCCCCUGGCACACUAGCUUUCUCUGUCACUCUCUUCACCAUUUUUGCUUUCAUCAAUGUGGGGGUGCUGCUGUAUCGGCGGAGGCCAGAAAUCGGAGGUGAGCUGGGUGGGCCCCGGACUGCCAAGCUCCUCACAUCCUGCCUCUUUGUGCUCCUAUGGCUCUUGUACAUUUUCUUCUCCUCCCUGGAGGCCUACUGCCACAUAAAAGGCUUCUAAAGGAACUAUCAGAUAUAGUAAAUUUAUAUAUAUACAUAUAUAUACAUAAAAAUUAUGUAUAAUGGACAGAGGAAACUGACAUUUGUCAUGUUCACUUACCUGCUGAUGGAAUCCAGCUUCAAGAGCAUACUCUGUACUAGGGCCGAAGUAAAAAACCAUCACCUCCCAUUCCCAGGGGCAUCAUCAUAUUCAACAAGGCAUGGAGGCAGGGCCAUCUUUGCAGCUCAGUCUAGAAGGGCUGCACUCUCUCCAGGUUCAUAAAUCCUUAAGGCUUUGAUUUGUUUUGUUUUUGGUUUUGUUUUCAGUGGAGCUGGGGAGGUAGUUAAUGUUUGGCUUUAUUUUUGUUAUUUUGUUUUGUUUUGUUUUUUUGGGGAGAGUCAGGGUUGUUGCUUUUCUUUGUGGAAAGUGAAACCAUCCAAAUGUAAAUGGGUUUUGGUAAAAAUUUAAAUCAUUAAUAUUCCCCCUCACCUCCCCCAAUCACUUUAAAACUUAUUUCGGAUUAAGAAAAAAUCUGGGCAUGGAAGAAGAAAGAAGCAUGUCUUCAUCAUAUUACCAAAGUUCAUGCUUAUCUCCGGAAUGUGAGUGGAGGUGAAGCUGCCUCCAAGAAGAAGCAUAAGAGUGGAAUGGAGCCAGGAAAUCCGAUGGUUCUAGAAACAGUCUGAUAUUUAAACAUGUGAUACCUGGCAGUCUCAUUUAACAGGUACAAGGAAAACGUGCCUAGAUUCCCAGGAACAUGCAAAAUCCUUUCUUUCUUAUCUCUUUAGCUCUGGACUGUGAUUGGCAAGGUCCUUCUUCCAGCAUUCAGCCCAGCUAAGCCCCCAGGUGCCCCAUCCCAACCCUGUUUCUCCUGUCCACCUGCCAUCCCCUAUGCAAACAGUAAGAAUAACCCCAUUCAAAAUGCACAUCAUCGUUUUCCAUUUGCAUUAACAUGUGUCUCAGUCCCAUGUUGCCGUUGCUUGGGAUUGUCUGUCAGUUUUAUUUUCAAAGGCAUCCAUGGCUUGCACAAUCCUGUUCCAGUCAUGACUGAACAUUUGCUCCUUCUUCAUGUGCCGUUCGGAAAUGUUGUUGUGACACCUGUUACACAGUGCAUGGUGAAAAACAAAUAAAACAAAACAAAGAGUAUCUGUAUAUAGUAGAGUAUAGUACAUACUGUUCUCCCAUUUGGCAAUGUUGAUUGGACAUUGAAGACAUAAGUGAGUUUUCUUUUCACCUGAGUUGUUACUUUUGUGCUGUUAUUGAGUUUGAUUAAUUACUAGGGAUAAAAGGAGAAAAUGGCUUAUUGUUCAUGGUUCUGCACAUUCAUUUCUAAGAAGCAAUAACUGUCAUGUGGGGAGAAGUUAAAGCUAUUGAGAGGAUAGCAGGCAAACUACAAAGAUCUUCAUGGAAAAUUAGCCAUGUGGAACACAUCAGAGGCCUCUAAAAAUCACCCAUUAAUUCAGGAAGGCCAAGGAGAAAGGCCUUAUAGAGACGUUGAUAUGUUGGAUGUGCCUAGGCUUUCAGAGCCACCCUUUCCACAACACCCUUCCCUGCAAAGUAUUUAUUUCACAACUGCACUGUCUGGCACAGAUGGUAGAUAGUGCUGGUUUGUUCAUUUUAUUUUUUUACUUAAAAGGUUAUUUUGAGCCCUGUUUCUUUCACUGUCCAGUCUAGUCCUCUUUGAUUAUAUCAGUAGUUCCUGAGUAAGAAAGAAGCCAGGGUGACCAACGGGCCUUUAAAAGUGUGUCUCCUCUACUUAUGCUGAAAGAGAAGGCAAUUAAAUAAGACUAGUACCUCCCAGGAGGAUUGGACUGGGAUAUUUUUAACCUUUAAAAAGAAUAGCUGUUUCUAUGUUAAAAUACCAAAGAACAUGGAUAAACUCAACAUUCCAAAGUAGUGAGCCCACUAAUGAGAAAAAUAAUAGAAUGACUUUGGUCACCUCUCGGAGACUUCUGUGUCUAUAAGGAAUCCCAGGCUGGAAACAUUCCUAGCCCUCUGUAUUGAUUCAAAAAUACUUAAUAAAUUAAAGCUGUUGAGACUUAUUUUUUCUUCUGUCACUCAGUAACCAUGAUCCUUCCUCAUUUAAUAAACAUUUGGUGACUGAAUGAGUAAUUAAAUGCUGGUUACCCACUUAAUGUGCCAGGUAGUAUGAUACUUUCUGGAGACUAAGCCAUGAACAAAACAGUCUAGAUCCCUGCCCUCAGAAGGGUUACAGUUUAUGUGAUUACUAUUUUCAUGAGUAAUAGUGAAGAAAGCCAUAUAGAAACAUUUUUAUCUUGCAAGAAAAAACAAUUAUGAAACUCUUUUAACAUAAACACACUGAAACUGUAUCAAAGCAAUUGUCCAAAUUGUAUUUAUACCCAAGAAUUUCUUUAACUAAGAGAGCAUAAGGCAUAUGUUUGGAAAACCACCCUCUUUAUCUUUGACCAACUUGCAGAUAAAUAUAUCUCUCCAUUUUAAACCAAGAAGGGCAAUCAUGUUGGUGAUCCAGAUCACUGAGAAAGCCCAGUGUAUCCCAUCUUUUAUCUUUGUUGGCAAUGGAACUUUUCUAUGGCCCACACUUUACAAUUCUUUGUCAUUCUAACCCAUCCUUCCCAUCCUGAUUUUUUUUUUUUUUUGAGAAUUGCUAAAUGGAAAGCUAGCCUAGAAGCACCAAGUAAAUAUAUUCAAGGAAUAUAAGUUGUUUAAACAUUAGAAAAAUUUUUGCACUCAUUUUUUAGCUGUAUUAGGAAUGUCAAUAAUCCUGUAGCAAAUUUUCACAGAGAACUUUACGAAAUUCUUGCAUUGGUCGAUUUCAAUUUGAAAGCUUUUUGGUUUGUUUGCUUUUUAAAUUUUCAUGUUCUAGGAAACUAUGAUUCUGGUUGUUCAGGAUUGUUAUUAUUAUAGUUGUGUAAAAUUAUUUUAUUUUGUGUGUAUUGUGCACAGCUUGGGGGGGCGGGAAAUGCACUAACUGUGCUCUUCCUUAUAAAUGGUACAUAUUACUGACACAGACAAAUAAAGUUUCUAAUUGUUUCUGAUUUAAUCACUAGUGAUACAGCAUAUUCUGUAUGAAAUGUUUUCUCUUUUCUCAUUGUCAUCUACUUCAUUUUUUGUUUUCAUGUUUUGAAGAAAUAAAAACCAAAAUGGUAUUAUUGUGCAACUGGUAUCAUCAUCCAAAGAAAAAAACAGACACCAAGUAUUCAAACUCUUGCAAACGUCAACCCUUCGGUCAUGCAAUGUUCUCUUUUUAAUGUCCCAGGAGUACACAGUGUCAGAAUAUUUGUUUGUCCUACGGUGCUGAGAUAUAUGUUGGACAUUCCUCCAUUUCACUGAUUUUUUUUACAUUGCUUAGUAUGAUUCUAUCUACAUCCUUUCCUGCAUCCAGGAUCAUGAGCCCAUAAACAGUUACAUGUCAGACAACCUUUUAGCAUGCAGAGUAUUAUUACAUCAAAUCAGUCGAUCCCAAAAAAUUCCAAUCCCAAAAUUGAUGGUAGUACAGUUUCUUCCCAAGGGGAUGCUUAAGUAAAUUGCUCUUUUAGUUUCAUAUGUUAUAUUCCUCUUGUAGAACUUCUGCCUUGCAUUAAUGAUUUCUGUCUAUAUGUUAUUGACUUCAUAUAUCAUAUAGUCAAAAGAGUAUAGAAGGAAGUGAUGUGAGAAAUGGAAUAAGCAUUUGUGGGGAAAAAAUGUGACCUCUAAGGUUUGUGUACUUAUUUGAAGUUGACAUAUUAGUGGACUUAGUUCUUACUAUAAUAGAAUCUGUCCACAUGUACAAGUAAAUGCUACUUUAUUGAUCUGAUCAUCUUUAAAAUUUUCUUUAGUAUUCCUCAUUAUAUUCUUUAUAUGGUCAUAUGUGGUAUACUUUCAUGUAUGAAUGAAGGAAUUAUUUAAAUAUGUUAUUGUAUCAAACUGUCAAUAUGUCUCUUGAGUACCAGCCUUUGGUUUAACACAAAAUGAGCAGCCAACCUCUAUUUCUUUAUAUAGCAAAAAGAUUAAUUCAAUGACCAGAGCUCCUUGACCAUCUAACAACCUUUCAAAAAAUUCUGUGACCUGAUAAUUUUCAAUUUCUUACAAGCAAAUUUUAAUGGGUUCAAAUUUUCUGAUUCCAUCCUUCAACCAGUGAGCGUUUUAUAAAAUUUUGCUUUUUGUAGUUCAUAGCCUAAUAGCACUAAUUUUUUGUUGCUUCUCAAACAUAAAAUUUUUACAAAAUAUUGCUUUAGAAACCCUGCAAAAAUUCUGAUGCAUGCCUUUCCCCUGUGGCCUCACUAUUAAUGAAAGCUCACCACUCACAUUGCAUUUUCCACAGGGGUCUUGAUUCAUUGGUGAUUCCACAGCAAAAGGUCCCUGAUCCUAAACUGUCAAAAUAAAGUAGUGAGACUGAUGUACAUCUGAUAACUUUGUGGAAGCAAUUAGAAAAUUUCCUCUGGUAGAUGAUGAUGCCCUCCAUCCUCUAAUAGUGGCAGAACUUUGCCUUCUCAAGAGUAUAAAUCAGCCCCUUUAAGACUUCUUUUAAUAUUUUUGGGCUCGGGAUAUGGAGUCUCUCUGUUGAUUCUGACUUUCUGACUAUGAUUUUGGGCAGUUGCAUCCAGAGCAAGUUCUGAGUGUAGUUUCAUAACUUCAAGAACGUUUGGCCAUUUUAUGAUUGACAACAUGUAAUAUUGGAUCUCACCUGACCUACAACUGGCAUUCAGCUUUUAUCAUUGUAAUCACUUCAUUUGGCCAAGGCGGUUGGUAAAACUGAGCAAAGUUAAAUAUAAAUUCCAAUCGUUAAAUUGGUGAGUGCAUUAUGCAGAAGAUACAGAAUCCUAUUUCAGAAAAAGAAACAUGCUAUUAUAAGCGGAUUCCUUAGAUUUUGUUCAGAUCUACCUACGGAGUUUUGCUAAUAGAAUGUAGUUCUGCUAUUCCUUUUUACCAUUAUGUACUUACCACUUCUAACCAUCUUGUUGUCUUCCCAUCACGCAGUACAUUUCAAAAUGCUGGGCGGUCCCGAUGGUAUUACACCCACAAGGACAGCAUGGGAAGGGUAAACAAUUGAAAUAGAUAUUUCAUGUUGGGAGCUUAAUUAGGCCAUGAUUAAUCGUCUCUCAAAGCAGAGACUGUCUUAUCUAUAAAAGGAGCAACCACUGAGAGGUGGAACUCCCAAGGGAAAGCACUGCAGGUUUCCAGCCCACAAGAAAUGGUACGUAUUUCACUUUCUUUGACUUUUUCCCUGCCUGUCAAGGUGUCCAAAUGUACUCAGAGGCUGUCCACAUUUUCAGUUUUGUCAAAGGUUCUCUGAUUCAAUUUUGUAAGAAACAUUUAAAUCAGUGGUUAUGUAAAUUAUUGUUUAUUUUGUUUUAUUUUUAGGAAAGAGCAUUACUGUAUAACUUCAAAAAGCAAUAUGACUUAGUAGUUAAACUUAUGACCCAUAUUUUUUCAGGAAGACUUGCUUGCCCCAAAUUGUCUUGUCUAUCUGUUAUCAAUGCAGUCAUUCAUAGCUGCCUCAGUGGUUCACAUUUUUUAGAAUCAUGCUUCCCUAGCAUUUUUUCAAAGAGUUGGAGAGUUUUCCCCAUGGGAAUAAACAGUCUUAAUAUUUCCUUUCCCUAAUUUCAGCCUUUGCAGUUCUUCGGUGACUACUCCCAUUAUAUCCAACUACCCUUAGUGAUGCUCACUAUUACCUCUCGGCAAUAGGGAAAGAGCUUAUGCUAUAAAGUGAUUGCUCAAGACAUGUUUUUCUCAAAGUGAACUUAUCAUAGGAGAAAUCAAAUAUAAUGACAUUCCACCUAGAUAACAGUCACUAGGACAUAGUAUGGAAUCUUUAUAAAUGAGCGGGACAGAUUAUACCUACAGUUACACAUACAAUAGUGUUGUUUAUUUUAUACCUCUUGAAUCAUAUUUAUUAUGCUUCAGUGCCCAUCGACCUAGCCUUUUAUUCUAUCAAUAUGUAGGUGUGGAUUGGGAAUGAGAACCAGCAUUCACAUCCCUGAUGCUCAUGAGAGUUUCUACAAAGGUGGAGUAUGUAAACAUAGAAAAACAUAAUAGAUAGUUUCCAUGCCUCUAAGAAAUAUGAGUGGGUCAAAUGCUUCUCUGUGGGUACUAUUUUUCUGCUAUGCAAAUGGUAGAAAAGUUCACAUUAAUAGCCAAACAGACCAAGAGAGAAAUUAGCUAACUUCACCGUUAAUCUGUCUACUUUGACAGUUAACAUACAGCCCAGCGCUCCUAAUUUGUUGACUGCAAAGACAGAUAUACCUAGUUAAAUCCAAGAAUGUACUGGGGGACAGGGGGGAUAAAUUUACUAGAAUAAUUAUACAACCCUCCGUACUAAGAUUGCUUAUUCGCCGAGAAGAAUCCUGCCCAGAGAUUUUCAGAGACAUUUCCUUACAUUCCCAACCUUCUUUUAAUUUACACAACUUUUUAAUUAGAUCCCUUGAAGCCACAUAGUAAAACAAGAGAUGAAUUAUCUAAGGAGAACUUUUGGCCCUCCCUCUAAUGUGAAGAUCAGAUACUUGACUCUAUUUCCCAUUCUUUCCAAAUGGAAAGAACAGUUCAAUUAAGUAACCAACUAUGUAACCACUUUUUGACAUAAUUCCACCUAAAAAACAAAGAGUGAACUAAAUUGUACAAACAUUAAACCUAACAGUGAUAUGACCAGAUGGCUAGUUUUGAGAAAAAUAAUAUUUUCUGUAGAUACCUUGCUCUCCCUUCCUGUACUCAUCCUAAUGCUCAAGUUUGAGAAAUACUCCAAGGAAGAAAUCUUGAAAGAUUGUACAUUCAAAUAAUGCUCAUGUAAUUGAGUAAUAUGGCAUUUGGGAUGAGAAUAAGAGCAUAUUUAAAAAUAAGAGAAUUGGCACAAAAAUGUGUUAACUAGGAUUUUAUUACAAAUUGCCCUAAGAUAUUUGGAAGUUAUUAUAUUUAAGUGAAAUAAAUCCCAGUUUCCAGAAACAACAGUACAAUUUAUAUUCUCAGGUUUUAUAUGAAAAUCAAAAUUGGUCAUACAUACUUUUUGGCUUUGGCAACCAAAGAAAAGCAUGUUUUUGGCACACGUUUCCAAAUUAUUGAGUUAUGUGUAGAAUAAAUUGGACCUGUACAGGUAUCUCAUUAAAAUUACCUUCAAUAAUUUCCCUUUCUUCCUUUAAGCCAUAAAGUUUCUACAUUUUACAACUUGACAGUUUAGCAAUUUCAUUUAUGAAAGGCUGAUUCCAUUUUGAUGUUGAUUUUUACAUUUCAGAAUUUGUCAUAUAUAAAUAUUUGAUGCAUUAGAUGGGAUACUGAGCUUGAGUCUGGCCCAAAUGAACCACAAGGCCCAGACUGAUCUAUCAGUAGUUAGAAGGCUUCUGAUACAUUGGCUUUCUAAUGCACAGCAAAUACUAGCGUUGUUUUCAAUAUUCUUUCUUUUGACUAAAAGUUUCCAUUCCAACUGGUGAAAAAUUUUUUAAAAAUAUUUAUAAUGAUAGUUAGAGAACUGUUUAUAUGAGGAUCAGACAUUGUUUCAGCACUGGAUCUCCUCUAUCCCCUCUCUUGCUACAGCAUACAGCCCAGAGACACACAUGUAAAAGUAGGUGAUCUCUGUAAACUUCAGCUGCAUUUCUGUAUGUCUAGGAUUGUCCUAGUAUCAGAUAUCCUUUGAGAAAGAGUUGGAGAGGCAUGGAAGGAAGCAUAUUCCUGAUUUCCCCCCUUUUUAGCUAAAAAUACAAAUUCAGAGCUGUUUGAAAAGGGCUUAGAAUAAUAUUAAUUAAACAUAUUCUAUAAUACAAAGAGAAGUACUGUUUUAAAAUAAAUUUAUUUUUCUUUCUUUUUUAGCAAGCAUUUCUGACAGAAAAUCUUUAGGGCCAAUUAGAGUUUCUUUCUGACUUUUAAUUGCCCUCUGCCUUUUGGGAAAGUGUUGAAAAAAGCUCUGGAAAAAAAUAUGCUGGUCAAGGUCAAACCCUGGGGAAUUAAAAACAUGAGAUUUUUAUAUUUACCCUCCAAACAUAGCACUGAGCAGGCAGGUUCCCAUGCCUGUUGUUAAUCGGCAUUUUCUAAACACGUGUUUUGGUGUGCUGGGAGCAGAGGAGUAGGAGGCCCACCCAGUCCCACCACACAUACCGGGACAUCUUUGACCACAUGGGUCCUCUGCCGUUCAUAUUUUAGCUUAGAUGUUCUUAACUGAACUAACUUCCAAUUUUCACAUACACUGAUCAUCUUGUCCCUAGCGUUCUCCCUCCAAGAUCCUGCUAACAGGCAAACUAGCCCUUUCCAACAGUUGGUACCUGAGAUUUCUCAGAGCGCUCUUAUCAGAGUAAGGAGUGAGAUUGCAGAAGGGGCAGUAAUGUCAAUACCAAGUUAUCGGAAACUACUUAACCAGCCACUGCAUUACAUACUGGAGGCCGUCUAGGACACUUACCCUUGGAAAUGGUGGAAAGACUUUGUUUUAUUUCUAUUUCACCAACAGAACUUUUGUAGCAUUGAAUCUAAGCAAAGGAUAACAUCAUAUUAUAAUGGAAAGUUAUUUUUAACUACAACUGUUAUUGUUAAAUUUAGAAGAAAAUAUUGUCUUUGAAGUUUCAGUCCAAAACUCUAAGGAGAACAAGGUUUUUACUGCCAUCGGUAAUCCUGUGAGAAAUUUGACACUCCAGAUCUUAUUUGAGACAGAUAAGUCUAUGAUAAAUAUAUGUAUGAGACUUAAAAUAUUCUUGAUAUUCUCAGGUUGUUCUCACAAAUUCUGCAUAGAUUUAGUUGUCUUUUUUUAUGAGAACCUUUCUUAUCAAAAAGGAUUGAAAAUUUUUCCAAUAACUUGUUGUUAAAUGAGUCUAGCACCCAAAGAAGCUGAGAGCAGUUGGUUCUACCAGUGACUCUUCUAGGAGCUCUUUCCAGGUUGGUCUCGAACUCCUGACCUCAAGUGAUCCGCCUGCCCUGGUUUCCCGAAGUGCUGGUAUUACAGGCAUGAGCCACUUUUCCCAGCCUGAUAGUUCUGACUCAAUCCCUAGACACAUUCUUCAGAAACAACUGUACAUGGUGAGAGAAAAGUGAAAAGGAAAAAAGUUUUCCUUCCUUCAAAAUACACUAAAUUUGCUUAUCACCUUUAAAAUUUGGACUGAAUGUUUAAACUUUAAACACAAAGCAAAGGGAGGUGCUCUUAAAUGUCAAAUCUGAAGCAAAGAUUGCAUUUUUGCAAAGCUAUUCAGAAGAUGUGUUAAUUAUUGAGACAUGGGAUUCAUUAACACAUCAGCACCCAACCACUGCCUCUCCUGCCCCCAUUCACACAUUAUCCACAAUCAAAUAAGCAGCUAAGCAGGGGAAACCUAUCACUGUUAAUGUCAUAAUCACAUCACCACUGAAUUACCAGAUGUGGUCAGGAACUAGGCAGAGUAGGUGGGACCAAUCCUAGGACUGGGGCCAUACCACAACCUCAGCUCAGCCCCUUGUCGGAUACGGUUUCUGAAUUUAGUACAAUGCCAGAAGUAUUUUUUUUCUUUCAGCUGUGAACCAGCCUGUUUUCUUUGACAAGCCUUUCCAGAUUCAUGCAGCUCAAUCACGUGCUUGUUGCCAGUUUGAGAGUGAACCUAUUAUUUCAAACUUGUUGCCGUGACCAAUUUUUACAAAACCGAAAGUAGCACUGUGAGGUGGACUGGACCUAGUGAUGAGGUAUCUACACUUGCAUCCUUUUCUUCCAAGAGAAUAUUCUGACACUCCAACUCUAGAAGUCAUGUCAUUAGUAAAAUGAAAAUAAUAAUUGCUUAAUCCCUGUUUAGAAUUAGUUCAUACUUCUUCAGAGCUUGAAGCCUCCACGACUCAACAUCAGAUCCAUGGAUAGUAUUACUAUACCUUUACCCAAAGACUGGAUUUAUUUUGUAAAAAUAUCAGAAUGGGUCUAGGUCCCUUUAAAGCAACUGACAAGGUAUUUAACAAUAUUUUAAAACAAUGAAGAAAGGAUGAUUCUGCAGAGGCUGCUGGGUUACAGAGGAGGGCAGAGAUUUUGUCAGACUCUCUUGAUGUUUUGCUCUUCCUGGUAAGUUUUUAUCUGUCAUGGUUCCCAGUGGAAUAUUCUCCAUACACAUUCUGUGGGAGGAUAUUGACAUGGCUCUAGACUCUGCCUUUUAUUUUCUAAUUCUCCUUGGAGAAUUAGAACAGGCAUUCCAGAACUUGUAAUAUAGAGGGGAAAAAAGAAAAAAUGGCAGAUGCCUCAUUGAUGGAUCCACAAGUUUUGUACAAAAGCACACACCAUUCUGAUUGUCUCUAUAUUAACAUUGUACUCACCAAACAGCUUUCUUAAGGUGACUGGAACAAGAUAAAUAUCAACUGGAUAAUUACCUAAGGAAAAAGAAUAAAAAAGAAAUCAAACCAAAAAAAAAGCAAAAAAUUGGUCAGUUUAGCAAGUGUGUUUUCCAGGAUCAUAGGCUCAUAAACUAUACAGUCAAGAGAGUGAAACAAUUUUAAAAUCAAAAGUUAGAGCCUUUUAUAUUUCUUCAGAUAUACAAUUUCAUAAAUCAAGCAUUUAUUUUGUGCAAAGUAUUAUAUUAGGUACCCUAAGAUGGUAUAUAAAGAAUUCAAAACAGAGUAAUUUAAGAAAAUUAACACUAGUCUUUGAUUUAGUCAGGAAGAGUCCACUUAUGGCAUUCUAAUUAAAUUAACCUUCCAUUUUGGUCUACAUUUUAUCAAUUUGAGAUUGCUUAAUGGGGCCAUUUUGAAACCUAUCAAGAAACUUUCCUCUAACAGAAAUAGAAAUAUUAAUUUUCUUAAUUUCACAUUCUGUCUUCCACUAAUAAGAUAAAUGGAUUCAGACCCAACACACACAUCCAGAGAUUACCAUGAGCCAAGACCUGUGUAAGUUUGAUAUACGGUCUUUUAUUCAACAUUUCAAGUUGGGAAAAUCUUAUUACAAAGAUCAUUUGCCUCACCAUUGCUGAAUUCUUUUACUAGGUGUUGAUGCUAAUUCAUCACUGGAUUUUCUUAACUCUGCCUGUUGCUCUUUUGGACUUUGAGGCAUGUGGUUCUAUUUCAGUGAGUUACAACUCCAGCUCUCAUCUUUUAACAGCAAACUAGAGAACAUCUCACUCUUCAUCUCUGAGGACACAGUGUUCUCUUCAUUUUAACAUCAAAAAGUCACCAGAGAGAAGACCCAAAGCCUUUUCUCUUUGGAAAAGGAAUCUUUAAUUGUUUCAGAGGGUGAGGAAUCUUCGGCUCUCUCUGGACUUGAUUGUCCUCAUCAUUAAAUGGGAAGACUUUACCUUUAGCUUGAUUUUCCAGAACACAUCAAGCCCUGUAUGGUCAGUGUUUCCCUGUUAUCAUCCACUUAUGUGUAUGGGUUGAAGGUACUUUAAGUUGUGAGCCAGCUCAGGCCCAUAUUGGGUCACCAAUGCACUUGUCAAGCCCAUGUAACCUCAUGAAGUCUGAUAGAAAUAUAAACAUUUAUUUUGAAAUAAUUCCAUGUGCAUGGUUGGAAAAACAGUCUCCCUUCCCUGAGAGGAAUGAGUAAUUUCUCCCUUUUCAAGAAGUGUACAGUAGAAAAUGUAAUGAGAUUGGAAUGGAUUCCAAAUCAGUGACCUUUUUAAGGCUGAAACGACUAUUUUAAAUGAAAACUAAGUUCAUACAGUUUCUUAUAGUAAUUCUACUUUUAUUUUUUAGUCAUUGUGCUUAAUCUUUUAGGAAAAAAAACUAACCAGUUAUUUUUUACUAAAGUAUGUGAAUUACAAACAGGAUGUGCAAUGACCAGGCAGAAAGAUAUUUAAAGGUGUAAUUAUUCUAAAGGAAGAUGAGAAAAAAUUCAUCUGCUACAGAUUCAACUGUCUUUUAAAUGCCUCUCUUGUCAUGGAGUAAAUGACUACUCAAAAGGAUUUCACAAAAGACUUAAAUCUCACCCUUAGCAAUCAACCGGUCGGCCACAGCUCAAAUGCCUCAUUAGCAAAAUGAAAUUGCACAACAGACGAAACAUAGCAAAAGAAUGUAGACAUUUCCAUGGGGUGGAAGAAAAGAAGAAAGAAAAAGCAACCAUAGUGAACUCUGCUUGCAUAAACAAAGAAUGUUUUAGUGGAAUAAAUGUAAGCUUUCUCUUGAAGGAAUCCCAGUUAGAAUGUCAUUGGAAACGGCAAAACUAUUUCAGCUUCAUAGCAGCAAUAUAUUCCAACUUUAUUACCACUGAGGCACAAAGCUAAAUUUGUCAGGGGGAAAGGUAAGCAAAAAUUACUGACAUUGCAACCGAUAAAAUGAUCUUGUGAGACUCAAUAUUGAGAAAGAAAAUUAAAAUAGCUAAUAUUUCUGUUAUAAUUCCAGUGAUUACUAAGACUUCUGCCAAGGGAUAAAAUUACUUUUCCUUCUGUCAUUAUAAAUUUCUAUAUAGAGCUAUUUUAAUGCAGUAAGGACUGUAUUUUCAUAUUUUAAUAAAUCCCUCACGUUGAAUUUGCCCCCCAUUUCAGAUUUGAUUAGGAAAUACUAAAUUGAGAAGGCAGGUUUUUCCAUCUUUUUAAAAACAAGUAUGCACCAUAAGCAGUUUCAGCUGAUGUCUGCCUUAAGCAAUCUUGAUAGAGCUUUCAAUCAGUGGCAGGUGCUUGUUUAAGGAAGAGAACCUGUGAAUAGAUUUAGCCUUUCUUCCUCACAGACAGCUUCUCAUUCACACACGCUCAUCUCAUCUUCCUCAACUUCUUGCACCAAUCCCGCCUCUUGGAUUGACCCACAUCCACCUAGCAGUUGAACAAACUGCAGAUUCUAAUUACAUGUCCUGACAGUUGCUCAACUUAAUUUUUCACCAACUGAAUUUCAUGCAUUGCCCCUUGAUGUUCCUUCCCUCUGUUCACUCUUUUCUAUAACUCCUUGCAUUUGAUAUACUUUAAAAUGGAUUUGACUAGGAAAAAAUAAACCAAGUCAGCAAACCCUGGUGUUCAUUCAAGAAAUUGUGAACAAAUUUAGCUGUUAUGGUAAUAAUCCUGAGGUGAGAGAGAAAAUAUCACCUAUGUGACAAGAGAUCAUUUUAACGCUAUUACUAAAAUAGUAUUCUAUGAAUAGAGGCCAUAGAAUUUUCUACAAAUAGACUUGUAGGGACUCACAUUUUGAAUCAUAUUUUACUUAUAGGUUUGCUCUAUAUACUGAUAAACUUCUGAACCUAAAGAUUCUCUAUAAUUAAACUAGCACAAAUAUAAUCUGUCCCUUACCCACAUUGUAAGAAUGUCUGGUGGGGGAAAUCCAAUACUGACCUUCACAUUCCACAUGGAAAAUCUUUGUCCCCAGAGUGCAAUUAGGGUGAUUAAAAAUAAGCAGCUUUGGUGAGUCUCAAGUUUGGUCCCCAAACAAGCAGCAUCAGCAACUGGAAAUUUGUUAGACAUGCAAAUUAUCCAGUCCCACCUGAGACUUCAGCCCAGAUCUAUGAAUCAAAAAUUUUGGAGUGACCCUGGCAAUAUGGACUUUAAUAAGCCCUGAGGAUGGUUCUGAUGCAUGCUCAAAUUUGAGAAUCAUUGAUCUAUGACACAGCAUUCUGAGUGGCCAAGAAUGAACAAUGUCACCCACUGCUUAAUUAUGCUUUCCCUUAAGAAAAGGUUUAAAUGCUUAAAAGGUAGGUUCUUUAUAGAGACAAUGCAUUCAGAUAUAUGGGAGAUAUGUCCACCAUUCAGACUUAAAAUAUAAUUUUAAGGGACAUUAAUCCUUACGUCUUUUUCUGGCAUAACUGAGUCUGAGGCAGCCUCUCCAGUCAGAGAGAUUUCUAAUCAGCUUAUUUAGUUCUUUUAAAACCCCACAGCUGAUCUACUUUGCCUAACUUCCCCGGGGCCUAGAAAAUGACCCUGGACACCUUUCUCUAAUUGAUUAGCUCUGGCUGAUUUGCCUUAAUGCUAAACCACUGUGUAACAGUACUAAAUUAUACUUAAUGACACAGUCUACUGUUUUGAAGAGUGCUGUGUAUGACUGACUGAGCUAAAAGGAUUGCUGGCUAUGAGUGAGUUUUAGUUUUAGAAUUCAUUUUCAAAGACUCACAAGGCUCAAGAAGCUUGAAAACCACAGAUGAUGUAUACAGUAGCCGGAGUUCCCUGGAGGCUCCUUUCUAGGGUCUCUCAUUUGAAUUGGUGCAGAACUGAAGCAGAGAGUCAGAAAGUAACUCUGCUUGUAAAAAUGGCUUAGGAAAAGGAACUUAAGAUUGUGGGUUGUAUGUGUGUAUGUGUGCACACACAUGUAUGUUUCCUUAAUUCUAACCUGAAAAUAUCACAUUUGUGGAUACUUAAAAUACUCAUAUGCAUUUUGAUACACAAAAGCAAUUCAAAGUAUGUAAAAGGAGGCUGGAAAUGUAAGCUUAACAGUGAUAUUCUGGAGAAAAAUGUUGUAACUGUCACUCCAGGCCUCCCUUAGGAGAAACCAAACUUGUCAGAUAUUUUGGAAUGGUUGCUCUUUUUCAGGAAUUAGAAUAACUGAAGUAUGAUACUGUGUUCCAUGUGCUUUAAAAUCUGUGACCCUCCCCUGUUGCUGGUCAUAGCUUCAGCAUUUGAGUGUCCAUUGUCUGUCGCUGAGGACAUUUUCUCAUUGGCUCUUUUCCCCAUUGUCCCAUUCCUCUCACUCACACCUGAUUACCAAAUAGCUGUAACGAAAUCACAGUCACUCCUUCCUGUGUUUCCACCAUUGUGUACAUCUUCAUUUGCACACCCUAUUUUUUAAUCAAAGUUAAAGCCUCACCAACAAGGUACUUCUUAGAACAAUCACCCACUUCUGGCCACUUCGUGAUGGGAAAUACAUCUUUGCAGGGGAAGGAGCUGGAUCAGACUGACAGGGUUUCACUCAGACUAUUUCAAACAAUGCGGAGCCUUGACCUCAUUCCCGACUUUUGCCGUCCAUAGUGGUUGGUUUCUUGUUUUCUCUUUCUCUCUUUUUUUAACAGAAACUCUUAAGCUCAAGGCUAAAUUACAGUGGGGACUUGCCUUUGUCUACAGUCCAUGGUUUCUGUAUUGGCUCAAGUCUUGAAAUCUUGAAACAAGCCUAAAUUAAAAUUUUCUCUUAGCUUAAGAAAAAAAGUUACAUAUUGUCAAGACCCUUAUGUGUGUGGUCCAUUAAAAAGGUCUUGAUAUUAGAAGAUAACAGCAAAUUGUUUCUUAUCCCACAACAGCUUUGCCUUUCAGUGUCCUUUGUGGUGGUUUUCGUAGGUCAGUGGUACAAUUCAACACUCUUCCAAUAAGCCAUAAUAAUAAUUGUUGGCACAACUGUUAUUACAACAGGACUUGCCUGGGUUCCAUCUAUGAAUUUUUACAGACAGUAGGAAGCUCACACUGAGGAGACAUCGGUAACUUCCUGGACAAGGGCAAAGGAAGGAACUAGCAUAUUGUACAUACUGUGUACGUGCACAGAACACUGGUCUGUGCCUUUGGAGUGUUCUCAGAGGGGCAGGCCAGAAGGGAGGAUUCAGGUAGGAAAUGAAUCUAGGACUUCUCUUGCCUUUGAUGGUUACUGAUGGCAAUUGUGUUUCCCACUGAAUAACUUGGUGGACAAUUUUGAUAGUAAACUGAACUCAUACCGAGCAAGCACAAUAGUCAAUCCAUAAAGAAAAGGGUGGCAUAUCAUAAUGCCAGAAACCUUCUCUCCCUAAGAGGCGAUCAUGAAUUUCCUAUACAGGGCAAAAAAGGGAAGAAUAGCCUAUUCAUAUUCUGUAUUCACAGUUUGAAGGACCCAUCACAAAUGACCUUCAAAGACUGACAGGGGGCAGGUAGAAGGGAGGCAAAAAUGCAGAGAAAAACAUGUUACCUUGAAAAACGAAGUAAGAAAUCCUAAUAUUCCCGUAGUUGAUCCUAAAGUUUGUUCCCAUGUCUACGGUUAUUUCUAAAUAACUUCACUACACUUUGAAAUUCCUUAGUGGUGGUUUAUCAGUAAUACUUAAAUGAAUUUUUCCGUUUCUAUUCUUUGCUGCCAAUGAAUGUAAUCUCCACGACUUGCCGUUCGAGUGCACACACAGACACACACAUAUAAUGGUAUAUGCAUCAUAUAUUACUCAUUUUGUGGGAAACACAAUGUAUUAUAAUGAAAAAGAUUCCAGCACAUUCUUUCAGUGUGUUUCAGUGAUAAAAUUUUGUGGGGGAAUAGAGGUACACAUACUCUCUUUGCUGACCAUAUUGUUGAAAUUAUGAUCUUAAGCAACACUGUUAGAAAUGCUUGCAUAAAGUAUCUUCUCUAGUAUUAAUGAAUUGAUUCACUCUGAAUUGAAGGUUCAAAAAAAUGCACUAAACAAAUAUUUUUAUAUCUGUGGUAUUUUCCUAUUAACUACUCUUAGUGAACACGUGACCAUAUACCUGAUAUCAUUAAAAAGGAAAAUGGCCUAAACGAAACGUUAAAAGUGGAGGUAUUUAUAAAGUCUUCUGCCAAAGACCAUUGUUUAAUGAUCUGUAAAAUGUAGAUUAUCUUCUUUUAUUAUGAAUGUGAUUGUAAGAAACACUCACCCUAACAUUCUCUAUCUUUUGAAAAUGAAUAGUUUGUAUUUCUAAGGACCAAGGAAAAUAUUUUUUAAGCCAAUGUAGUACACAGAAGCCUUGUAAAUGAGAGGUACAAUGAUUUGGAUCAACUGCAUAAUGCUAGAUUAGAAUUCCAACAUUUGAUGAUAAAUUUAUCAAUCUUUCCUAUAAUUCUUAUACUGCACUAAAUUACAUUUUGGAAAUUUUAGCUAAUCUUUUCAAAUUAAAGGCACCAACAUUAAUGACAGAUCUUGUCUAAUAUGAAAAGCAUCAAAACAUUCCCUUUCAAGCACUUUGAAUGGAUGAAAAUUGCCAUAUAAUUUUCCCACCUACCUAACCAUUCCAUGUAAGUUAACUCAGCGGUCUAACAAUGUUGUACAGAAGGUUGACAGACUAUGUGCACCAAGAAUAUUUAAGUUGUGCAGUUAGCAAGAACUAGCCAUUUCAAAAUAUACUCAAAUGUUUUGUAAAUAAAAAUUUUGACUCCUAUAAUUUUGUUCAAACUGCUGUCUUUUAAAAUAAUUAGAUUUUAUUUGAAUUUUAAAAGUAAUCUGUUGUAAAUUAGAUGUUACUUUGUUGACUCUGUAAUUCAAUGUACACUCAGCCAUAUUCCUGUGGGGAAAUAUCAAUCUUACUGACUUUCAUGGCAUGAGCCAGAGAUUCAUAGUUUCCUUUAGGACUAUAAGUAUGAAGUCAAAACACACCAAAAUGAAAUGCUAGUGAAGAAAUUAGAAACCUAUUGUAUAAAAUGUAUUUUUAAAAUCUUAAGAUAUAUGUGAUUUACACUGCCUGUUAAUCUAGUCUCUUUGUGAUUAAAAAAAACAUAAUAUUUGUUAAGACUCAAACACCAAAUAUUUGUGAUGUUUGUAUAGCACCAUCGUUAUAUGUGAUUUCAAAGGGUAAGCAUCUCUGUUGUAAUCAUGUGAGCCCACAGAAGAAUAAAUUCCUGCUGUUAUGUACAACCAACUCUCAGAAUUCAGACUUCCUGCAGCUGCCGUAUCACCAAUAAAUGAGAAUUGUGAAAAACAAUUUUUAAAGAAUUGAGUUUAUGAUCACUGUGCAUUUUGUUAAUGAAUGAUUUCAGAGUUUUAUUUUUACCAGAAAUGCUCUCAGCCAGUAAACACAACUGCUGAUUUCAACCAUACUAUCAUUUCAAUGGUUUCUAUAUUCUUGAUCUAACUACCAAAAACUGGAAGCUUGUUGCAAGGUAUGUCCUAACAAACAUACAAUAAAUGACUCUUCCUGCAUGCUGCCUGAGAUAUGUUGUAAUUUGAAAUGUCUUAUCAAAAAAUUAUACAUGUUAUAACCCAAAGUUGAACUGGCAAUAUUUUUCAUGUGUAAAAUUGAUGGUAUGUUAAUAUCAAAAGCAGAAGCAUUUUGUCAUACAUGUAUGUUAUAUGUGAUGUUUAAUCGUGUUAAACUGUAAUCUGUGAAGUUUUCAUUGCCUGAACUAGUCAAUUCUGUAUAAAUCAUUGUCUUAAUUGUUUUCCUAAUCUUACCAUAUUUCCUAACACUGAAAUAUAAAUGUUUGUCAAUUA